This is a messenger RNA of Aspergillus saccharolyticus JOP 1030-1, 2002 nucleotides long. RefSeq names its product DUF2985 domain-containing protein. The transcript has 4 exons. The coding region runs from base 146 to 2002 and encodes 618 amino acids. The record is from RefSeq and is a predicted model, not a curated record. Lineage: Eukaryota; Fungi; Ascomycota; Eurotiomycetes; Eurotiales; Aspergillaceae.
CCAAAAUCCCAUCCAUCCUUUCUUACCCACCCCCCACAAUCUCUCCUCAUCUCUUCUGUUAUCAAUCUCUCUUUCAUGUCUGCUUAAUCCUUCUGUAUAACUACUGUCUUUCAGCUCCACCCCAUCAGGUCGCUGUUGGCCUGCAAUGGAUUCUAUUGAGCCUGUCUCUGGUGCCUCUGAUUCUUCUCCGCCCGGCCAAGUCCGACCGACGUCAUAUACAGCACGUUCUCGGGCACCUUCGUUGCGGUCGCGACGGCCCUCCAUCAGACUUCAACGCUUCCCUUCCUAUGACAAUGUUCGUUUUCAACAAACACAGUCUAAUGCAGACCCCCUCAAUGGACCUUUAGCCUCGCAGAAUGCCCCCGCCCCGUCCAGGUCUGAUCCGGAUGAUGACGAGGAUGAUGCCUGGCAGGGAAACCGGCGCCGCAGCAAUUCCGAGCCGCGACCGGGUCGGUGGUCGAAUACUCCCAACCCAGUCCUCCUCACCCGUUUCGCAACCGGAGAUCAGAUGCACACUGUCCAUGAAGAGGCCUCUCCUCAGAGUCCAGGGCCAGCCGCUGACUCGGUACCGCCGCUGCCGCAGCAGAACCCUGAAUCGUUACAAAUACCCCGACGAGGGAGCCGCGGCUUCAUGCGUUGGUCUGGCGGGGUCUCCACGAACCGUUUCACAAGGAAUCGUGCAUCGACAGUGAGUGGGAGCGCGCCUGCUCAGACGGCAGAGCCAGGCGACGAAUAUCGGUCACAUAUUGUCGAUAUCUUGGAUGUGAUCGAUCCCGAAGUGUCGGCACUUUCCACCCUUACCAAUGUCCAGAACUCACUCUUCGUCCCCAACUUGGGGCCCUUUAUCAAUCGUAAUCAGACGUAUACUCUUUCCCCACCACCCGCGCCGCUCAGGAACCUCGACUCGUCGACCAGUGAUGAAGGCGAAGACGAAGCUGAGGAGAAGGGCCGGGAGCCCGCGGUUCGUCCAUCAAUCGAGCACACUCUCACCUCGGUGAUUGAUGACGGCGGCGAGGCUCGAUUUGCUGUCUUGCCCGAAGGUAGCAAUCUGGCCGGUUGGUCUACGGAGGAGAUUGAAGAAUUGAACGACCAUGUCCGGCAUAUGUUGCAUUCGCGGAGGUCCAAAUUCAAGCGUUCUAUGAAGGGGUUCGGGAAAUAUGUUUCGAAGCCGCUGGGAUUCUUGGUCACGCUGUAUGCCACGUUGAUCACGCUUUUCGGUCUUGCAUGGGUGUUGUUCCUGAUUGGCUGGAUCAACGUCGGAGGCCGACAAUCGUACCUCAUCAACGUCAUCGACAAUGUGCUCGUAGCCCUGUUCGCGAUCAUGGGUGAUGGCCUUGCCCCGUUCCGUGCUAUCGACACGUAUCAUAUGAUUUUCAUUGCACGUUAUACUUUCUUGACGUGGAAGAUCCGUCGGAAACGGCAAUUGCCCGAUCUCAUGGACAAGAAUGACCUGCCAUCGCGCCGAGAGGAGGACGUGGACGUCGAGUUCGGCGACACGCCGAAAGAGGAGGAACACGAGUUCAGCGUGCUCAACCCGGCGCAGCAGGCCAAGUUGAUUCACCACCAGACCAAGCUUGCCAAUUCGCACACGUUCUACAAACCGCACGAGACUUUUACUCAUCAUGCCUUUCCGCUGCGUAUGCUUAUCGCCAUUGUGGUUCUACUAGACUGCCACUCGUUGUUCCAGAUUGCGCUGGGUGCCUGCACUUGGGGCAUCAGCUACCACGUGCGUCCGUUUGCGUUGACGACUGUUAUUCUGUGUUGCUCGAUCACUUGCAACAUCUCUGGCGGUGUUUUGAUUAUGAUUGGCGACCGGCGGACCCGCAAGAAGGAUGUUGUCGAGCGGCUUUUCCGGCAAGAGCUCACGCAAGAAGCGAUCAAGAAGAUGCGGAAGAAGCGACGCAAGGAGGAGGAGCAGAGCAAAGAGCAGUCUCCUCUGACCCGGUCUCAUUCCAACUCGUCGCGGACCGAGGACACAGAACCAUUCCCGACUGUGGCUUGA